Molecule: messenger RNA, 2442 nt
Organism: Coniosporium apollinis CBS 100218
Lineage: Eukaryota; Fungi; Ascomycota; Dothideomycetes
Exons: 2
Coding region: 1-2442 (813 amino acids)
Cellular component (GO): cytoplasm
Molecular function (GO): protein kinase binding
Source: RefSeq, a predicted model, not a curated record
AUGGACACCGAAGAUGGAUCAGUAUUCAUAAAGAACCUCGCGUAUUUUGUUCGAACCCACGAGAAGGCUUUAGCCAAUGCAUUACAACUCCAGCGUCAAGCUCCCCGAAAUGCGUCCAGCCCACCUAGUGGAAGCACAACUGCGGCUACCACCACCACCUCCUCCUCCGCGUCAGCUACAUUCGCCGCCGCGCUCUCGCUACCCUAUCUCAGCUUCACAUCUCAGAACAUCAAACCCGUAAAACUCACCCUUACGCCCCACCACCUCUUCUUUCUGCUGUCUCGCUUCGAAGAGCUAGGCAUACCAGUUGGUCCGAUGAACGUGCGGCUGGAGAAUAUUCACACCGACGCGUCGCCGACCAACUAUGUGUCAUUCCUUAGCCAGGCGCAGAGGAAGAAGAGCCGGAAUUCAGACCGUGAUUCUACACACUCGGUGUCCAGUAUACGAAGCAUGAUGUCUGGCAUGACAUCACUGUGGUCAAGCUUCGGACUGACUAAUUCCGCUGCUAAAUCCGAGAAGCAGAAGGCCGCGAUACAAGAGGAUUUGAAAUAUCUCUACAGCGCCAUAACCAAGAUACCUUGCCUUAGGCUCGCUCCAGAUCACAAAGCACGCCUUAUCGCAGGUUAUGAGGAAUUCCCGUUUGACUCGGCUGUUCCUCUGUUCGCUUUCAAAAACUUGAGCGCACUUGAGGUAUAUGAUGUAGACUUCCGCCAAUUCUAUGGCUGGGAUCGUCUGGCCGAUCAGCUACGGAGUCUAACCCUCAAGCGUGCAGGCGUUGAUGACCCAGCAGAUGUUCUGAUCAACAUAGUCCUAGACGAUAUGGACAAGCGGCGACGACGGUCGGCCAAAGUCCCACCAUCUCCUGCGCAACCCUGGCCCGCUCCUAGUCCAUCUCUCAAGCAAGCUGAGCUGGCGCGGUCCGACUCGGGACCGGAUUCUCCUUCAUCAGACAAACCCGGAUCAGCGAGCAGUCCACAAAGUUUAGCCUUGGGGAGGGGAAGCUCAGGAGGUUCCAAGAGCACAGUUCGCACAAGGCAGCGUAGCGUGUCACCACCACGACCUGGUACCGCUAGACAUGGCUCAUCACAUGGUCUUGCAAGAAACAGCACACCACAACUCAGACGCUCGUCUGGCAGCUCAGGCUCGAGCAUCCGAUCGAAUACUCCGCGUGGCUCCUCAUCAAACCUCCUCUCCCUUGGCGCCAUCUCCUCUUCCAAAUGGAGAUUCCUUAGACAUCUGAGUCUUGCCGAUAACUCCAUGACCACAAUAGCAGCAUCGAGUCUUGCUCCCCUUACGAACACCCUUCAGUCGCUUGAUUUGUCCUCAAACCUCUUCACCGAAACACCGGACAGUCUUGCUAGCCUUGUUGCCCUUCGAGCAUUGAACCUCUCCUGUUGCAUGAUUGAGUCAUUGCAUUCGCUAGCUCGAAAUCCCUUACCGGCUAUUACCACGCUGAACCUGCGGGGGAAUCGGCUAGCUUCCCUUGCUGGGAUCGAGCGACUGUUAUCCUUGGAGCGUCUUGAUCUCCGAGACAACAAGCUCACGGACCCAACGGAGCUAGCACGCUUGACUGGUAUACCCAACAUGCAGGAGAUCUUUGUUAGCCGGAAUCCGUUCGUCAAGACUCACAGCAACUACCGUAUUACAAUCUUCAAUCUGUUCCGAGCCGCACCGGGGUGUUCUGAGGACAUCAUAAUCGAUUCAACUGGUCCAGGUUACAGUGAGCGGAAACAACUCACUGACCGAGUCCCUGAGUUAGCCAGCGUCCCAGUCGUGAAGCCUCCAGUCGAGGAGGAUGACGUCACAGUGCCGGUAUCGGAAUCCUCUGGUCUUCGCACACCCACCGAGAGCCCGGCGCCAGUCGACGAUCCUAGGAAGCAGUUAUCGUCCUAUCGUUCCAGGAGCGAGUACGCAGUCAGUUCGCAACGGCGACGCAAGGGUCCAAAGCGGAGAAUUGUCGAGCUAUCACAGAGCGAAGCUCCCCCUCAUAUACUGUCCGAAUCUACAGUCACUCCGCCUUCACAACCCGUCGAAUCCGCAUCUGAAGAUAGCACGUACGGGGGCAGUCCUGUUGCCACACCGACUCGUAAGCCAGGCGCGCCCCUGAAUACAGACCCUCAGGCGCGUGAACAGUCUGGUCUGUCGAUGAUAGACACGAUUGUCAAGUCUCCGUCGCUUGGUGCACUGCCAAAGAGGCCGUCUCUUGUAUCACCAGAAUACAGCUCGAAUGGCGAUUUGUAUAAGAAGAAGAUCGAGGCACUUCGGAAUGACUUUGGCAAUGGUUGGCUAAGCGCACUGGGCGACGGAAGCUGGGACAAUUCUCAGCGGACCAACAGCUACAGCGACGGGGCAUUCACUCCUCCAGGAGCGCUCCGGCCGACUGUGCCUUCAGUGAGGUCGCCCAGCCAGGGUAUCGUCUCUGGCGGACGAACGCUGGGCUAA